Molecule: messenger RNA, 4434 nt
Organism: Salvelinus sp. IW2-2015
Lineage: Eukaryota; Metazoa; Chordata; Actinopteri; Salmoniformes; Salmonidae
Product: myb-related protein A-like
Biological process (GO): regulation of DNA-templated transcription
Cellular component (GO): nucleus
Molecular function (GO): RNA polymerase II cis-regulatory region sequence-specific DNA binding; DNA-binding transcription factor activity, RNA polymerase II-specific
Source: RefSeq, a predicted model, not a curated record
GUYAAGUGCCUUGCUCAAGGGCACAUCGAGAGACGUUUCACCUUGUUGGCUUGGGUAUUGGAGCCAGAGUAUGUGGUGUGAGUCUGUGGUGAAUGUGGGUGCAUGAGUGUGUAUGCGUGAAUGAGAAGAGUGUAGGUGUGUGUCUGAGUGGUAGAGACCUGUCGUUGASCAUAGAGACAGAGCAGGUAGUCUGUGGGAGUGCAGGGGUAGUAACUAUUCAACAGUCUUAUGGCCCGUGGAAAGAAGCUGUCUCGGAGCCUGUUGGUCCGAGACCCGAUGCUCUAGCACCRCCUACUGGACGGGAGCAAGGAAAACAGCCCAUGGCUCAGUUUGUCAAUAAGGUUGCUGCAUAACAAAAACAAUUUGAACAGGAUACAGUAUGGCUAGCAGCGGCAGCAGAAGACGUCGAUACCUUUGUGAUGUYGGGGAUGACCAUGACUGCAUUGAGGUGAAAUGUCCCAAGAAGUCUUUGCAGAAAGUCAAGUGGUCGAGGGAAGAGGAUGAGAGGCUGAAGAGGCUUGUGGAUGAACACGGAGCAGAUGAUUGGAAUGUGAUCGCAGAUAAUUUCAAGAAAAGGUCUGAGUCUCAGUGUCAGCACCGAUGGCAAAAGGUGCUCAACCCAGAGCUGGUGAAAGGGCCAUGGACCAAGGAGGAGGAUGAGAGGGUCAUCGAGUUGGUGCACAGGUAUGGCCCCAAGCGCUGGUCCAUCAUUGCCAAGCAUCUGCACGGGCGUAUCGGCAAGCAGUGCCGGGAGCGCUGGCACAACCACCUUAACCCUGAGGUGAAGAAGUCGUGCUGGACUCAGGAGGAGGAUCGGAUCAUAUACGCUGCUCACAAACGUAUCGGGAACCGCUGGGCUGAGAUAGCCAAGCUGCUGCCUGGCAGGACAGAUAACUCUAUAAAGAAUCACUGGAACUCGACCAUGCUUAGGAAGGUGGAGCAUGAGGGCUAUCUGCAGGACGUCCCGACUCGGGUGCACAAGACCAAGGCUUCCAUCAAGAAAAGAACCAAGUCUUCCGGCUCCUCCUGGCGGAGACAGAAUCACUAUUUCAUGACUAUCCCUACAAAGAUUUCAGGAUAUUCCCUUGGCUUGUUGAAUGGCCAGUACAUGGACAGUGUUCCUGAAACCUCUUUCUUUGUCCCGAACACAGAAGGCCACUACUCCAGCUGGUCCAGCAGCCUGACAGACGACGGUCUGACCAACACGACCCUGAGCAGCUUGGGGAACCAGAGUAUGGAGGGCCGUGGUUCGGCUGUCUACACUCCUGUGUCUCCCAGCAGGUUCCUGGCCGUGGAGGCAAGCGCUGUCCUCUCCUCCCUACAAACCAUCCCCGAGUUCGCAGAGACUCUGGAGCUCAUAGACUCGGACCCAGUGGCUUGGAGCGAGGUGACCAGUUUCAGCUUGAAGGAAAUGAGCUCGCCCCUGAAACAGGAAGUGAUGUUGUCUGUCUCUCAAGWGGGGAUGCCAGAAGGAGCUAGCUACCAUUUUGAGGACUCAGUCAUAAUGGACCUGAGUGAGAAAUACACUGAACUGAUGCCUGCCUCUUCACCCACCGUGACUAAGCUGAGCACACCUCCCUCCAUCCUGAAGAGGAGGGAGAGGGGGGAGCAGUACCCUGCCAGUCAGUGUCACAGUACCUCCUUUUUGAACAACAGCACCACCUCACCUAGCAUCACUCAUGUCAAAGCACUGCCAUUCUCUCCCUCCCAGUUUUUCAACGUGUCUGGAGUUGAGGAUUUGACUCUAGAAAACCCAGCUCUGACGUCCACCCCAGUGUGCGGUCACCAACGUGCCAACACCACCCCCCUCCAGAAGGAGUUAACAACCAAGUAUCAGAAGGAGAAUGCUGGGUUCAGGACCCCCAAGGUUCGUAAAGCCAUCAUGUUUCCCAUGCCACUAACUCCAACACCAUUCAAGACUGUCACGGCCACCCAAGAGAAGAUGCAGGCCCAGCUGAAAAUGAUGAUGCAGCAGCCCCAGUCCCUGGCCUACCUGGAGGAAGAGGUGCUUAGAGUGGAAAACAAGGUUGAUAUGUUAAUUCAUGCAGAAACACAGGCUGACUUCUGCUCAUCCUGGAAACAUGAGGUUGCUCCAUCGUCCAGGAGUGUUAGGAAAUCCCUGGCUGCGGAACCCUGGAAUAAGGACUGCCACAGUGCUCAACUCUAUUUCCAAGAAGACUUCAACAAUGCACAGAUCCAUGGGGAGAGCCUGCUGACCAGCGCCCCCCUGAGGUCGUCCAUGCUGGGCUGUGAGGAGCUGGUGUACUCGCCAGCCCCUGGAGUAGGACCAGGGAGAGAGGAGCCAUGCUGUUACCUGACCCACCACASCCUCACCAUCGCACCGAGGAGAGACGACAACUGUGAGUGGGAUGCUGUGGUAUUUGGGAAGACUGAUGAUCAGAUGAUCGUAGCUGAGCAGGCCAGACAGUUCCUCAGCUCCCAGACACCUGGCUGUGCCUCCAGAACCUUGGUACUCUGACAGGACCUCAACACUACUUAGGCUGUGUUUAGACAUUCAGCCCAAUUCUGAUUUUGUUUGCCACUAAUUGGUCCUUUGACCAAUCMGAUUUUUUGCCAGUAAUUGGGCAAAAGAUCAGAAUUGUGCUUCCUGUGUAAGUACAGCUUUAGUAGCUAACAGUUAGCCUCAUCCUACUGUAUGUGCUUUCUGGCUUGACACUGACGAUAGGAGUUGGCAAGAGAGCACAAACAGACCUGGGCCAGGCUCRCUAACAGUCACUAAGAUAGUUUUUACCCAGAAGUAUGCUAAUACUAGACAAUUUUACUAUAGGUAGGAAAAAUCCUAUUACCUAAUUUUAUUUUUUGUCCAUGGAUUCACACAAAACAACCACCUGUGAUUUUUUUAUUUGUCUAUUUUCAAUUACAGGUUGAUAGGRAAAUGAUUUAACAACAUGUAGCCGAUUAACCAUACUGGUAGCAGUUCAUUGAAGUUAUUUUGUAUUGAAUAACCUUAUUAAAGACCAUAACUCUGUUGAUUUUGCACUAUAAAAAGUGUUGUAUGUGUUGUAUACUCUAGCAAGAGAAAGGUGGAGGCAUUUAAUGAGUGUUUUCUGCGUUGAAGGUGCAGAGAAAUUGGAAUCUGUAACUUUUUGUAAUUUAUUGUGCAGAAGCCUUUGAAGCUUUUCUCAUCAAAAAUAAUAUUGAUAUUGUUGAUAUUGAUAUCUGAUGGUGUUAAUGCUGUUUUACCGCUAAACAAAACCCCCAACUGAAUGGAAUUUUUUAACACUUCAUCAGUGAAUCAUGUUAGAUACUGAAAGUACUUUUCAAAACUUAUAAAGAAAUGUACUGUUACUUCUUUGCACAGACUGUAAACAUGUUCUAAUUAUUUUGAAUUGGACAAUAGCUUGUGUUUCUAAUCUCUCUCCCUGGAGAUGAAAGCAUUGAAAAAUUCWCAGAACACAUCCUGCCCCAUAUUCACAUUUUGUCCCAUAUUAUUACAAACACAGUUUACAGCCUUCCACCUCAGAUAUCUAUGCAGAAGCAAAUUGCACUUAUUGUUUUCAACAUUUGUGUAUUCCUUUGGAUGUAGCAUACACAUUUUGUUAUAAUUUAAUGUACUGUUAUUGUUACCAGAAGGGUGAUGGAGUUGGGCUUUGUGGCAUGGUACUGUGUGCAUAUUCUGCUGCUACUGAGACAAAGCAGGUCAUGCACGUCUGAGGGUCAGAAGCCAUUGGAGAAACACUGCCUGGGACAAACAUACUUUAAUAAACAUUUUGGCAGUUGGUUGGUGUACAUAAGUUAAAGUACUUGCUCCUUGGGUGUCCAAAGAGUUUGUUUUAUGUAUUAGGAUUUCACUUACUGGUAACUCAAAUUGUAAAUGUAUAGGUAUGUAAACUGAUUCCUUUCUUAGCAAGGUUUUAAACAUGGAUUUUAAUUUGAAAUCAUAAAACAGUAUGUAGAAAGUUCUGUAAGGCAUUUUAAGAAAGUCAAGUGUUGAUCUACAGUAUUUGAUUCUGAAGCGUAGUGUGUUAGUUUUACCCUACAUUAAGAAGUAUUUUAUCAACCUGUGCUAGCUAUAGGUAAUAGAUCCAGCUAAAUAUCAAAUAGGUUUCAGUUGAUAGGAGUACUAGGGCAACUGAAGGAUAUUCCAAUCAAAGUUAAUUUCAAGUGUACUGCAUCUUUGUGUAAAGAUUUAUUGUAAUAUGAUWUAACAUUUUGUUUACCUGUAAUAUAGUUUAUUUUUUAAACCUGUUCCUAAUUCUAGGUUUGGAGGGAAAAAGGUACAUGUAGCACUUUGGUCUUUCUAUAAAAUAGAAAUUAUACACAUUUGUUUUUCAGUUUUUAUAUGACACAUUGUUUAUGUCACCUGUGUAUAGAGUCACUGCCAACUCGUGCACAUGUACCUCGGUUUGGUAAUAAUAAAACGUUAAAACUAUUAGCUUGUGUUGCAGUAAGUUCCCACUAGAGGAGUGUGUU